Messenger RNA from Nothobranchius furzeri (turquoise killifish), 2066 nucleotides. It is a transcript of the gene lrrc75bb, whose product is annotated as leucine rich repeat containing 75Bb. NCBI's taxonomy places the organism in Eukaryota, Metazoa, Chordata, Actinopteri, Cyprinodontiformes, Nothobranchiidae. The record is from RefSeq and is a predicted model, not a curated record.
UGAGAGUGGCUCCCAAUGCUGAGCGGCAGAUCUCGAUCUGAUUGGCUGAGAGCAGCUCCGAGGAUGCCGGAGUGAGAGCUCGGGCAGCGGACGGAAGGAUGCGGGCUGAGGAACGUCAGCGACACACCGAUCUGUCACGCUGUUGCGUCGCUUUUCCGAGCAGCCUAGAAACUUUGACAGUUUUUAUUUUUUUUAUUUUUCUCCGCAUGUCGACCCAUUUCGGCGCGGGUUCGGGGUGAUGUUGUGGCUGCGCGCUCCUGUGAAAUCCCCCUCACUUCCUCACGCGCCGACACGUCGUCUCGGGAGUGAUGGGCUCCAAGUUAACCAGGCAGAGAAGUCUGGAUUUUGAGAGUAAAUUGACUCAGAGAAGACGCCAGAGACAUGAUCUUCCAGGGGAAGGAGAGAAAAGUGGCGGCAGGAGCGGCGGGGAAUUUUUGUUUACCUCCCUGAUGCUCAGAUCCGACAAGCUGCCAGGGAUGCUGCGGAAAACCAACCAGAGCCCGUAUGUCAGGAGGGUGGCUUGGGUCCGGGAGAUCCAGAGGCUUCUCCGGGAACAGAAGCUGGAGCAGGCGGGGGAAGUGCUCAAACUGCUGAGAAAGGAACUGGGACUUCAGGGAUCUUCGCUUAACGACAUUUUGUACAAGAACGCAGCUUUCCUCAACCUGGUGGACCCCAUCUCUCACGAGCUGCUGCUCAGCCUCGCGCGGGACCUGCAGUGUCCCAAAAGGGAAGCUGACUCUCUCAAGUCCACCAACAAGAUUUGCCGCCAGCUCAUUUACCACUUGACCCCUCACUCCAAGUGGACGAGACAGAGUGUGCCCAGGAGGAAGUCUCAGGCCUGUUUGAAGACCACCUUGAAGAAGCAGCUAUCAGGAGAUGUGGUCAACCUGUCAGGAAUCCCGUUGUCUGGACGUGACGUCCACCGUGUGGCAUUCUACCUUCAGAACAGCAGCGACCCGGUGUCAGCCGUGGACCUGAGCUUCACCGAGUUGCAGGACGAGAGCCUACGCCUGCUGCUGCCCUGCCUGAGCCGCCUGCCAAAACUCACCACACUGGCUGUCAACGGCAAUCGCCUGACAUCCGCCAUCCUAAAAGACCUGACGGAUGCCGCCAAGGACCCCAGAAAGUUCCCCAGACUAGCGUGGAUCGACAUGGGCAACAAUGUGGACAUCUUCACCAUCCCACAGCCACUACUUGUAGCCCUGCGGCGCCGCUUUGGUCUACGCAGCAGCCUUCCAACCAUCUACGAGUACAGCGAGGCACAGGCGUAUGGUAGCUACAUCCCAAACAUGGAGACCUCUGUGGAGGAGCCCAGUCUGUACGUGGAAGGGGAGGCUGAGGAGGACGACAGAGGGGAGGAGGAGGAGGACAGACUAGAGCUUCAUGCCUGGGGUUUUAGAGAAGAAAACUUGUCAAAAAAUGUGCUGCUCCACUUCUGUGGGAGGUGAUCGCCCAGAGAUGCUUCGUUUUAGACUGGCAGCCUUUUGUAUCCUCAAGUCUGGCCCGAUCUGUCAGCGUGGCAGGAGAUGCUGACGCUGACCCACACGUUUCUGAAAAUAACUCCAACUAUUGUGUGUCCCAAUGGAUGCUCCGAAUGCAGCAGACAACUCUGUGCUUGUACAGAAUACAUUUGCGGAUUGAUUUAACCUUCAUUUAUUCAUGGAGAUUUAUCUGAAUGAGCUUUGCGUUUUCCAGGGCUUCAUGUUUCUAAAGCUCUGGGUUUUUCUUUGAAUCUUCCCAUUAUCUGUAUCCGUUUGGUGGAGCAGUCAGGGGAGUAAGUGCCUUACACAAGUGCACGUCGGCCACAUCUGUUAGAGAAGGGAGGAAGCCAGUCUUCUUGUGUAUUUGAUUUAGUUUCACAUUGCUUUCUCUAAAUUAUCCAACAAGACAAAGCAAAAGCAAACCAGAGCUUUCAGCUGAUGGUGUUCAACGUAGGAAAACCAGACCAUGAGGUACAAACCUCGUCUCUGGACCUGUGAAAAAGGAUUAUGGUAAGACACAAACCCGACAAGGAAAACCAGAGAAAAAUGCAUUAAAGUGUCAGAGAAGAAUAAAGUUGCUUUUUU